UCACUCUUUAAAAUUCUUAAACAAAGUUCUAGAGAGAGAGAGAGAGAGAGAACACAAAAAACUGUUAGAGAGAGAAAAAAAUGGAAGAGACAAAGUCCAGAUUCAAGAGGAUCUGUGUUUUUUGUGGAAGCAGUUCUGGGAAGAAAGCUAGCUAUCAAUCUGCUGCUGUUGAACUUGGCCAAGAACUGGUGGAGAGAAGAAUUGAUCUUGUUUAUGGAGGUGGGAGCGUGGGAUUGAUGGGUCUUGUUUCUCAGGCUGUUCAUGAUGGCGGGCGCCAUGUUCUAGGAGUAAUUCCAAGAACCCUAAUGCCUGUGGAGAUAACUGGAGAGACGGUAGGAGAAGUGAAACCGGUGUCGGAUAUGCACCAAAGAAAGGCCGAGAUGGCACGACAAGCGGAUGCUUUCAUCGCUCUACCCGGAGGAUACGGCACGCUCGAAGAGCUUCUCGAAGUGAUUACAUGGGCACAACUCGGAAUCCAUCGAAAGCCAGUGGGACUGUUAAAUGUGGAUGGAUAUUACAAUUCUCUGCUGUGUUUCAUCGAUAAGGCAGUUGAUGAAGGCUUUGUCUCGCCAACUGCACGUCGUAUUAUCGUGUCUGCCCCAACUGCCAAGCUUUUAGUCAGACAACUUGAGGAAUACGUACCGGAGUACGACGAGAUAACGUCACAGUUGGUGUGGGAAGAUGUUGACAGGAGAAGUUACGUGGCCGAAUCAGAGAUCGCCACGUAAUGAAUGGAAGCUUGGUCAAAGUCUUUGUGGGGGUGUUUUGUCGUUACAUGGGUAUAUAAUAUUUUUAUAUAUAUUUAUCAGCAAAGCAUGUGAUCUUUGCAUAGGGCAGCAACUUCCAACACUGGGAACUAUCCUUCUUUUUCUUUUCCUUUUUUUGUGUGGGUAUUUUGGUCAUUUUAUGUAUACGUGUUGGAAGUUCAGAAAAAAGAAAAAUGGAAAUAGAAAGGAAACUUUUUCUUCUUUUUUGAAAUGUUUUUUUGGAAUAUAAUUUACACAUAGUGUGGAUCAUUGAAU
This is a messenger RNA of Momordica charantia (bitter melon), 1022 nucleotides long. RefSeq names its product Putative lysine decarboxylase family protein (gene LOG7). Lineage: Eukaryota; Viridiplantae; Streptophyta; Magnoliopsida; Cucurbitales; Cucurbitaceae. Gene Ontology annotation, molecular function: hydrolase activity, hydrolyzing N-glycosyl compounds. Gene Ontology annotation, biological process: cytokinin biosynthetic process. Gene Ontology annotation, cellular component: cytosol; nucleus. The record is from RefSeq and is a predicted model, not a curated record.